Molecule: messenger RNA, 1539 nt
Organism: Plasmopara halstedii
Lineage: Eukaryota; Oomycota; Peronosporomycetes; Peronosporales; Peronosporaceae
Exons: 3
Coding region: 1-1539 (512 amino acids)
Source: RefSeq, a predicted model, not a curated record
AUGGAAAUGACUCAGAAGCAAACACGAGAGAAUCAUUUGCUAGAGCCGAAAAAUAUGCAGCGAGGUGGCAUCUUGGAAGGUCAAGCAAACCAACAUAUUGAAGACCAGAACACUAUCAUUGAUAAGCUACACAGAAAGCUUGCUAUUCAUGAGCAAAACGAGCUUAAAGCAGCACAGACAAUUGAUAUGUUGACGAGGCAGGUGGAGGCACUGCAAGUGACGACGGCUCGAGCGGAAGAAGCUCAGCGUAACGCAGAAGCGGACUAUAUUCUUAGACACUUUGUUGGUAACGAAGAUGAUACAGCUAACGGAAGUGGUUCAGCUUCGAAAGAGCGGCAGUUUGAGUUGGCACAUAUGGCAAAACUGCAAGCCUUGACUCGAGUGAGCGAGCUUCAAAUCGAAGUAACUUUGAUCCGAGAUGUUGCGGAGGCUUUGAGUCGAGAGCUGCAAGAUGUUAAAGAUGCCAAAAGUGAAUUAGAAGAUGAAUUCCAGAAAACAGUUAGGCUGAAAAGCGAGGUACAAUAUGAGCUGCAGCAGCUGAAAGAUGCCUCGGAAAUGUCCUGUUUGAGAGAGCCAAAUGUGAAGACUGUCGAAUCUGCCGUUGCAGAUGACCAGAUGAUUUCGAUGCCGAGCGUGUGCCAAAAAUUAGUGACGACAUUAAAAGCUCAAGUGAAGACACUAGCGGACGAUAAGAAGAAGCUGAACGAGGCGAUAAGCUGUUGUCAGCAAGCAGCUGACAGCCGUUUUAAAGCUCUGGUAAAAGACCAACAGAAAAUUGAAGCGGAGAAUUAUCAACUUCGUACUGAUUUGACUCGUCUACGACAAAAUACCAAAGAUAUAAGAUUAGAAUUUCGUAAGCUUGAAGAGGACAGCACUGACGGAAGUUUAGCGGUAGAAGAGCUGAUGCAUGUCUUACAAACACAAGCGCUUCAAAAAGAGCUUACCUGUCGUAUUCACGACAUUGAACAAAAGGUUGCGGUAUUGGCUGAUACGGAAGCCCGAAACAAGAGCCUUGUAGUGGAACGGAGCGAGCUUCUUAAGCAGUUGAAAGCGGAACGUUGCCAUUCUAGCGAGCUAGCUCACUCAAAUAAAAUUUUAAAAACGGCGACAGAGACGGCUUUAAAUCAGCUUAGAGAAGUAGAAAGCGAGCUGUGCGCUAUAAGCAGCGAUCGCGAUUCAAGUGUAAAGCAGCACGAAAAUGUUGCAACGCUGGCGAGGCGGGUCAUCACGGAACUGAAGAGACAGCAAGCUGAAUCUAUGGAUGCUGCUGUGGCAUCGAUGCAGAUAUAUCACUUAACGUCUUCACUGAGAACACACCUUCAACAUCUACGUGCGCUUCGCAAAACGUAUGAUAAUAAUUUAUUAUCAGGCAACAGUGAAUCUGAGUCUGAUUCUGAUUCUGAAAUCAUCACGUUCACCAAGUAUGAAGAACUUCUCGUUGAAGAUACCAUGCAAAUUCAAAGCGGCUGUCUCAAAAAAGACACUACUUCAAUGUAUGCUAAAGCAUUAGUGCACCAGUCACCUCAGCAGAAGUGUUGA